Messenger RNA from Macrosiphum euphorbiae (potato aphid), 1956 nucleotides. NCBI's taxonomy places the organism in Eukaryota, Metazoa, Arthropoda, Insecta, Hemiptera, Aphididae. The record is from the annotation of a GenBank genome assembly.
AUGGCCAACAAAAUGCGGUCUAAGAACCCGCCGGAGAAGAAGACGCCGUCGGUGCCGGUUAUCAGCAAACGGCCCCCGGACGGUGGUUGGGGAUGGUUUGUCGUGUUCGGAUCGUUCAUGAUACACGUAGUCACUGAUGGAGUGACUUAUUCGUUUGGUGUUCUAUACACAGAAUUCUUAGAUGUUUUCAAAGAAAGUAAAGGGGCAACUGCAUGGAUCGCAUCCUUAUUAGUUGGAGUUACUCUAUGCUCAGGACCCAUCGCCAGUAUUUUCGUUAACAAAUAUGGUUGUCGUUUGGUGACUAUUGCGGGAGCUAUACUUGCGAGCAUUUGUUUGAUGACUAGUGUAUUCGCCAACAGUCUGGUAACUCUGUACAUAACUAUCGGAAUCGGAACAGGUCUGGGCUUCGGUAUGAUCUAUUUGCCUGCCAUUGUGAGUGUGACGUGCUAUUUCGAUAAGUACAGGUCACUGGCCACCGGUAUCGCCGUUUGCGGUUCCGGACUGGGCACGUUCAUCUUUGCGCCGUUAGUCGAUUACCUGGUGAAAGGGUACGGCUGGAAGGUCACCGUGGCCGUCAUAUCGGGCCUGGUGUUCCUGUGUACGCUGUUCGGUGGGCUGUUCCGGCCGCUGAACGCAGCCACAUCCGCAGCCGACGAAGAUGGUGACGAGGACGGUGAAAUACCGGUCCUGAUGAACGGGGCCGCGACCACCACAGUCGUUCUGAACAUCAUCGAACCGCCGGCGGCCGAGAGUCAGCCGCUGAAGAACGGUGGUGGCAGCGUGGACGCGGCCACCCGGUCAUACGAUCACAUACCCAACUCGGACGACGACGAAGAGUGGCGUGGAGCCGGCCACGACCAGACCGAGAUGUCGCACGACGCACUGCUGCUGUCUGACGUCAGGCGGACCAGCAAAAGUUCGGCCACGGCCGCAGCCUCGUCAAAUGCAGCGGCUGACUCCACGGCUGCGUCGUUCGGCAACGAUCUGGACAGACAGUCGCGGUUCACGCUCAGCCAGCCUGAGCUGAUCGCCGCUUCCGGUUGCCGGAACAGCUGUCGGCUCAACACUCGGCAGCGGAAUGAGGUGUGCUACGCCAGCCAGAAUCUUAAGCCGUCCGCGAAUGGCGGCAGCGGCGGUAUCAUGUACCAGAAGGACAUAUUCUACAGCGGAAGUCUUGUCAACAUAAACCUGAACCGCAGGAGGACCAUAUCGCAGUCGACCAACGCUGGUGCUUAUGCCACCGAAAUAACCAACACAAAUAUAGAAAGCGACCAAUUUUCGGACGGUAUCUGUUGUUCCGCCGACGCCAAGAGCACAAUAAAGACAUUGUUGGAUUUCUCUCUACUUAAAGACCCCGUAUUCAUACUGUAUACAAUAUCCAACUUCUUGACGAGCAUUGGCUUCAACAUACCGUACUUGUACUUAGUGCCCCAAGCCGGCAUGAUAGGCAUAGCAUCGAAACAUUCAAGUUACCUGUUGGCCUUGUUGGGCAUAGCCAACACAUUGGGAAGGAUCAUACUCGGAUUUAUAUCGGACAAACCGUGGAUAAACAGGCUCAUGGUGUAUAAUCUGUGUUUAACGGUUUGUGGUAUAGCUACAAUGCUGAGCACAUACUGCACGGACAUACUCUCGUUAUCCUUGUACACGAUCGUUUUCGGAUCCACAAUCGGUGCGUACGUGGGUCUUACGUCGGUUAUCCUGGUGGACCUGCUGGGCCUGGAUAAAUUGACAAACGCUUUUGGAAUCCUGUUGAUGUUUCAGGGCAUUGCCUCGCUCGUCGGACCACCCAUAGCCGGGUGGCUGUUUGACAUAACGGGCUCGUACAACCCGGCUUUCUACCUUUCGGGAUCGAACAUCGCCGUAAGUGGUUUGAUGCUGUUCGUCAUACCGUACGUCCAGCGGCAGUGUGAACGGAAGGAACUCGAGAAAAUGACUGCAGUAGUAAAUAAUAAUUAA